CUGCCAAUCUACAGAAACACAAGAGCUUGCUUCACAACUUAAUCUUUGAACUUGCGCAAAUCGCUCUAACGAAACCUACCCUACAAGAAAAAGCGAACAUUUCCACGCUACAAAAAUCAAAAUGAUUAUCCCGGUUCGCUGCUUUUCCUGCGGAAAGGUCAUUGGCGACCUUUGGGAACGCUACCUCAAGCUCGUUGAUGAGGGUUUCGUGGAUGGAGAAGUCCUUGACCAGCUCGGUCUCCGCCGAUACUGCUGCCGCCGUAUGGUCCUCACCCACGUCGACCUCAUCGAGAAACUCCUCAAAUACAACGCGAGCGAACGAGAGGCUUCUAGAGCCAUGAGAGGCGGGAGGUGAAAGGUCACUGUGAGAGCAGGAAAUACCCCUAGGUCGUGUGGAGUCUGGAAUGCAUUUUAUGGCGUUUUUGAUAUGGUGCAGACGGAAA
Molecule: messenger RNA, 443 nt
Organism: Aaosphaeria arxii CBS 175.79
Lineage: Eukaryota; Fungi; Ascomycota; Dothideomycetes; Pleosporales
Exons: 4
Coding region: 122-355 (77 amino acids)
Biological process (GO): tRNA transcription by RNA polymerase III; transcription by RNA polymerase II; transcription by RNA polymerase I
Cellular component (GO): RNA polymerase I complex; RNA polymerase III complex; RNA polymerase II, core complex
Molecular function (GO): DNA binding; DNA-directed RNA polymerase activity; zinc ion binding
Source: RefSeq, a predicted model, not a curated record